Messenger RNA from Dermacentor silvarum, 2172 nucleotides. RefSeq names its product arylsulfatase B-like. The transcript is spliced from 10 exons. The coding region runs from base 9 to 1649 and encodes 546 amino acids. Lineage: Eukaryota; Metazoa; Arthropoda; Arachnida; Ixodida; Ixodidae. The record is from RefSeq and is a predicted model, not a curated record.
UCAGCACAAUGACAGCUAUAACGCCUUGCUUGUGCCUGUUGCUCUCACUUUUGCCAGCAGCGCAAUGUUUCACCAGGCAGCCUCACAUCGUGUUCAUUCUUGCCGACGAUAUGGGAUGGGACGAUGUCAGCUUUCACGGGUCCCCCCAGAUACCCACGCCAAACUUGGACGCCCUGGCAGCAGACGGCGUCAUACUAAAUAACUUCUACGCACAGCCAGCCUGCACUCCUUCAAGAGCAGCACUUAUGACCGGACUGUAUCCGAUACGCACAGGAAUGCAGGGGCUUGCGCUUGACGUAGCCGAUCCAUGGGGGUUGCCAUCGGACGUACGGAUACUUCCUCAAUACCUCAAGGACCUCGGAUACGAAACUCAUCUCGUCGGAAAGUGGGCUCUUGGCUACUACAAGACGAGCCUAACUCCGACUUGCCGGGGCUUUGACAGCUUUUACGGCUAUUACACCGGGGAACAGCACUACUACACCACAGCGACAUCACUAACAGUUUACUACCCUAUACCCUCCCUAGCUCAAAACCACACUGGUCAGGAUUUUUGGCUCAACCUGGAUCCUUUAUGGUCUGCAAACGGCUGCUAUUCUACGACACUGUACACGCAAAGAGCCCAGCAUCUCAUCCGUAGCCGAAAUAAGUCAAAGCCGCUCUUUCUGCUGCUGAAUCAUCAGUCUCCGCAUGGAGCCGGAGACCCUGAGCCAUUUCAGGCACCGCAAGAAAACGUCGACAAGUUCCCUUACAUUGGAGAAAGGAACAGAACAAUAUACGCAGGCAUGGUCGAUGCACUGGACCAAUCUGUCGGCGAAGUGGUCAAGGCGCUGAGCGACGCUAGCAUGCUGCAAAACACCAUCAUCAUCUUCUGCAGCGAUAAUGGUGGUACACCAUGGGGCGCACACACAACUCGCAGCAUCAACUGGCCCCUACGCGGAGCCAAGGGAACGGUCUGGGAAGGAGGCACCAAAGUACCCGCUUUUGUCUGGAGUCCUCUCUUGGUGCGCUCUCGAAGGGUGUCCCAUCAGCUUAUGCACAUCACGGACUGGCUGCCUACGUUCUAUUCAAUCGGAGGAGGUGCCGUACACACGCUUGGCAAGCUCGACGGUUACGAUAUGUGGCAGAACCUGUGCUACGGACUGGGCUCGCCUCGAGUGGAGAUGCUUUACAACAUCGACUACAAGUUCUUGAACAACGCGGCUUUGCGACUGUGGCGCUACAAGUUGGUACUGGACGGCACAGGGUUCAUGAGCGAGCGGUACCAGAGACCUGGGGGAAGUCGCCCUAGCCGCGACCUCGACAAACUGCUCCACCAGUCGACGGCAGCCAAAGUCCUGCGUGGCUUUUACAAAAGAUACUGGCUGAACUUUCCUAAACACUGGCGGGAAAGAGCAACGUUGAUGUGUGGCGUGCCGACGUGGGGUCACUUUAACCCCAAGGACUCCGUCCACCUUUUCGAUAUUGUCACGGAUCCGUGCGAGCUGAACAAUGUGGCCAGCUCAUACCCCGAGAUCGUGGCCAUCAUGAAGAAGCGCAUCGACGCCUACCAAGCUACGGCGAUGCCAGUGCAAUUCGAAGACAAGGAUCCCGCAGGCUUUCCUGAGAACCACAAUGGCAAUUGGGCACCGUGGGCAGGGAUGACGUGCUGAUAUUUAUUAAUUUUUAUUCAAAUGCGACGUAGUACCACGUGCAUGGCCAGUUUUCCCGUGGUGGUGGAAGGGCAUUUCCAGAGAAUACGAAUGACACGCAACACCCCGCGAAUAAUGGCCCGUGAUGGCGCUUGUUCAGUGACGUAGGAUUUCGCUAAUGUAAUAGGCGAUUAGUCGCAUUCGUCAAUGAAAAGCUGCCAUCAAGCCUGUUUUGACGACUCUUUUUAGCUUGAAUUUUGGACAGCGGUAGGCAUCCUGUAGACAUGAUUGUAUUAAAGCGAUACCAUUUAUAGGUAUUUUAUGAUGUGUGUGUGUGUGUCGGCACGUGCCAGACAUUUAUGCUAAGAUCGAAGCAAUGGCAGUCACAAGUAGGACAGGUCAUUUCAAAUCGCAACAACAAAGUCUUCCACUUUGAGCUAAUUCUUUGGUGGGAAUGAUCACCGUUUCUUUAAGAGAAACAUUAGAAUCAGUCAAGAGAUAAAGCUGCUACAUGACACCAAGUAAAACAUUUAUUUUAAAACUA